This is a messenger RNA of Arthroderma uncinatum, 2463 nucleotides long. Its product is annotated as serine/threonine-protein kinase ste20. Gene Ontology annotation, molecular function: protein serine/threonine kinase activity; ATP binding. NCBI's taxonomy places the organism in Eukaryota, Fungi, Ascomycota, Eurotiomycetes, Onygenales, Arthrodermataceae. Gene Ontology annotation, cellular component: cytoplasm. The record is from RefSeq and is a predicted model, not a curated record. The transcript is spliced from 6 exons. Gene Ontology annotation, biological process: regulation of MAPK cascade; protein phosphorylation; intracellular signal transduction. Bases 1 to 2463 code for a protein of 820 amino acids.
AUGGAGUCCGAUCCAUCACCAAAGCCACAUCGGCCAUCCUCGAAACUACACAAGCAGCCGCCCAACAUCCUCGCGUCGUCCAGCCCUCUCACCUCCCUCAGCAACAUCACCUCGCCGUGGUCCGUCAAGAAGAAGCAGUCGGCCACCUCCCUGCAGCGCCAUCCGUCCGCUCCAGUCUACCCGCGCUCAUACACCGGCGCUGCUGGCUCUCCCGGCUCGGGCAGAGACCACUCUAGGACAAGGUCCAGCAACUUCGCCUCCUCUUCCACCUCUGUCGACCAGCUCGGCAUCAGCGUCGGUGCUGGUACCGGCGUGGCCACCGCGAAUGGGAGCCGGGCGUCCAGCACCGUCAACGGCGUCGACUUUGGGCGCUUGCAGACCAGCCACAGCCAGAGCCAGACCAGGCUCUCGUACGGGCAGCAGAGCUCCAUCGGAGAGGAAGCGGACGACUCACUGCACGCUGCAACCUCGGACACGGAGGGCGGGACCGCUGCGGCAGGCACGAGAGCGGCAGAGCUGCUCUCUCGGCCAGCGCUGCCCCAUAGCUACAAGUCGAGCCCGGAGGUGUCGCCCAACCUCAAGCACUCGGCCAGCUUCAGCUCCAAGCCGUCCUUCACCACCACCACCGUCACCUCGAACAACGCCGCCCUCACUUCCAACGCCAAACGGCAUUCAGACGAAGGGUCGAGCUCCAAUGCAAAUUCAAGCUCCAACGCGAGCCAGAGCGGCAGCAGACUGUCGUUGAGCAGGAAGAAGACCGGGUUCUCUAACUUUGUCAACAGCAUGCUAGGUUCGCCUAGGAAUAUCAAGAUUUCUGCGCCAGAGAAUCCCGUGCAUGUCACCCACGUCGGAUAUGACAACCAGACAGGGCAGUUCACCGGCCUUCCAAAGGACUGGCAACGCAUGCUCCAGGAGUCUGGCAUUUCAAAGAAGGAGCAGGAGCAGCAUCCACAGACAAUGGUGGAUAUCAUGAAGUUUUAUGAAAAGAACACCGCCGGACGUGACGAUGAUGGUGUAUGGCACAAGUUCGACAAUGCCAGACACCUAGAUCACGACCAGAUAACUCCAAUUAACAACAACGCUUCAGCUCCGGCAAUCUCGCCCCGUUUCCCUCAGAAUCACGAAGGAAGCUUUGAGAACCCCCGCGCGCCACCUCCAAUUCCACGAUCGACGCCGCUCGCCAGUCCUCCGCCGCCUGCACCUCCCUCAACUUCCCCGGGCUCAGGAUGGGUGCCCAACCGAGCUGCUCCAAAGGCUCCCACGAACCUGGUCGCGGCCAGACCACCGCCGCCGCCACCAAUCACCCCGACCAGUGCUGGUGGUGGCCUGCCCUUUGGCGUACAGAGUAUACCCGAGUCAGGCCCGCUACCGACCACGAGAAGUCGUUCAAACUCCAACGCGAAUGGCGGUAAAUUCCCAGUCCAACAUGCUCCAGGCCCCCGCGUUGUCCCCGCCCCCGUCCCAGCACAGGUUUCAGCCCCUGCUCCUGGUCAAAACCAGCUUCCCCCUGGCGCUGCCCGCCCCCGCGUCCGCCCACGUCAACCCCCAACCCCCACGAUCGACAUCCGUGCCCGUCUCAACACCAUCUGCACCAACGGCGAUCCUACCCGCAAGUAUCGCAAUCUGCACAAAAUCGGCCAGGGCGCGUCCGGCGGCGUGUUCACUGCGUAUGAAAUCGGCUCAAACCACUGCGUUGCUAUCAAGCAGAUGAACCUUGAGUUGCAGCCCAAGAAGGACCUGAUCAUCAACGAGAUUCUGGUCAUGAAGGAGAGCCGACACAAGAACAUCGUCAACUAUAUGGACAGUUUCUUGCAUGGCGGAGAUUUGUGGGUUGUCAUGGAGUAUAUGGAGGGUGGCAGCUUGACGGAUGUGGUUACCUUUAAUAUCAUGACAGAAGGCCAGAUUGCAGCUGUCUGUAGAGAGGUCUUGCAUGGCUUGCAGCAUCUACACUCCAAGGGAGUCAUCCACAGAGAUAUUAAGUCAGACAACAUCCUCCUCUCUCUAGAAGGAAACAUCAAGCUCACCGACUUUGGCUUCUGUGCCCAAAUUAACGAUGCACACCAUAAACGCAAUACCAUGGUCGGAACGCCAUACUGGAUGGCACCAGAGGUAGUCACUCGCAAAGACUAUGGCCGCAAGGUCGACAUCUGGUCUCUAGGAAUCAUGGCCAUCGAGAUGAUAGAAGGCGAACCCCCGUAUCUUACCGAGUCGCCACUACGAGCUCUUUAUCUGAUUGCCACCAAUGGCACCCCCACGAUUAAGGAUGAGCAGAAUCUUUCACCUGUAUUCAGGGAGUUUCUGGCUCUAGCGCUGAGAGUUGAUGCUGAGAAGAGAGCUUCAGCACAUGAUCUGUUGAAGCAUCCAUUCAUGGGCUUCUGUGAGCCAUUGACCAGCCUGGCUCCACUUGUUAGAGCUGCCAGAGUCAACAGAGCCCAGGAGAAGGCGCAAAAAGGGGGCGCUUAA